AUGGCCACAAUUCGGAAGAAAUUAGUGAUUGUUGGAGACGGUGCCUGUGGGAAAACCUGCCUAUUAAGUGUUUUUAGUAAGGACCAGUUUCCGGAAUUGUAUGUACCAACAGUUUUUGAAAAUUACAUAGCGGACAUUGUUGUUGAUGGAAAACAGGUAGAACUUGUAUUAUGGGACACAGCAGGGCAGGAGGAUUACGAUCGACUCCGACCUCUUUCCUAUCCAGAUACAAAUGUCAUCCUAAUGUGUUACUCCAUAGAUAGUCCCGACUCCCUGCAGAAUAUCCCAGAGAAAUGGACCUCAGAGGUCCGUCAUUUUUGCCACGACGUACCGAUCGUGUUAGUGGGCAACAAAAAGGACCUGAGGAACGACGAACUGACGAGACGAGAUCUCAUGAAGGUCAAGCAGGAGCCGGUCAGAUAUGAAGAGGGCAAACAAAUGGCCGACAAGAUUGGUGCUUAUUGCUACCUCGAGUGUUCAGCGAAGACCAAAGAUGGCAUUAGGGAAGUUUUUGAGAUGGCAACGAGGGCUGCUCUGCAAUCCAAGAGGAGAGUGAAGAAGAUCCAUUGCUCUUUGCUUUGAUGGUGAUACUGAUGGGAAGGAGGAGAGGGAGGAAGACGAUGAGAAUGGUGAUGAUAAUGAUGACGAUGAUGAGGAUAGUGAUGAUGGUAACGAUGACGACGACGAUGAUAACAAUCUAAUUUUCGAUGAAAUGUUUAUUUGGAAACCACUUGUGUGGAGUUGUUUCUCUCUCAAGUGGGUUCUUGUUCGUGUACGUGCUUGUGUGGGCGUGCGUGCGUGUGUUUGUGUGGGUGGGUGCGUGUUUGUAUGGGCGUGUGUAUAAUAGGUAUUAAUAGAGUCAUAAUAAUAAUAAUAAUAAUGUCAUGGCUGGUUUUUGCUACUGACAAUUUUCCAACGUAUCAGUCUUGCCCGUCGCGUCGUUAUCAUUACGUUAUCCCCGUUACAUUCAUCAUCAUCAUCAUUGUCGUCAUCAUCACCAUCGUAGCCUACAUAUCAUCAUCAUCGCCAUAAUUGUGUUGAUCAUUAGCAUAAUUGUGUUGAUCAUUAGAUAUACCGUUUAUGAAUUCUAUUUAGAGUUAUUGGUUUUUGCUUAAAACAGUUCAUAUAUAUAUAUACCUCUCUUUAUUUAUCUCGCAUUUUUUCUCUCUUUCUCUCUCUCUCUCUAUAUAUAUAUAUAUAUGUAUAUUAUUAUUGUAUAUAUAAGAAUUUCUAUUAUAAUUUAUGAUUCAAACAGACAAAUGUGUUGCUUCUGAAAACAAAGAUUUUAUUUUGUUAAAUGUUAAAAAAAUCAUUAUUGGGAAAAAAAACUCACCUGAAGACAAAGAAACGACAUUUAAAGUUUAUUAUUUCACAAAUUAUAAUCAGUUUGUCACAAAAUAUAUAUAUUUCAUUAAACUUUACUUUUAGGUUUUUUUUAACCUCUCAACAAAAACCCCAGACAAAAAAUUCACAGUGUAUUAUCAAUCGCGCAAAGCACGUCAAAAUCAAAAUUAAAGAAUCAAAAAUCUAAAUUCUAAAAUAAAAAUUAAGGAAGUAUAGUUUCUUUACAUAUAUAUAUAUAUAUAUAUAUAUUUAUUCAUAUAUAUACAUUUAUAUGUUUAUUUGUCGUAUAUAUAGUUAUUAAGAAAUAUCACCGUAUUUUCCGCAUUGUUGAGUUUGUAACUAAGUUUUUUAAUUUUUUGCACAAUUAUUUUAUCUUCACUUUAAUAAAUU
Helobdella robusta is the source of this 1734-nucleotide messenger RNA. RefSeq lists its product as hypothetical. The transcript is spliced from 4 exons. Bases 1 to 582 code for a protein of 193 amino acids. Gene Ontology annotation, molecular function: GTP binding; GTPase activity. NCBI's taxonomy places the organism in Eukaryota, Metazoa, Annelida, Clitellata, Rhynchobdellida, Glossiphoniidae. The record is from RefSeq and is a predicted model, not a curated record. Gene Ontology annotation, biological process: small GTPase-mediated signal transduction.